Molecule: messenger RNA, 1245 nt
Organism: Fragaria vesca subsp. vesca
Lineage: Eukaryota; Viridiplantae; Streptophyta; Magnoliopsida; Rosales; Rosaceae
Product: probable pectinesterase 8-like
Exons: 5
Coding region: 1-1245 (414 amino acids)
Biological process (GO): cell wall modification
Molecular function (GO): pectinesterase activity
Source: RefSeq, a predicted model, not a curated record
AUGAAUCCAAACAUCCCAGGUUCCUCUCAACCUCUUCAGAAAAUGAUGAGUCUCAAAAGCAUACCACUAGCCUUUCUUGUUGCCAUUUUCGCAGUUUUAUGGUCAUGUAAACAUCUCAUUAUCUCUAAUCCAAACUCACAUUACCUCAAAUACUUUGAAGGUCUCGGUCUCACCACUGCUUCGAUAUCGCCUAUUGUGUCUCUUCUCAUCCCAUACUCCAUCAAAUAUAAUGCUAGGCACCACAAAAAGCAUGAUAAAAAGACCAAAAAAGUGUCAAUCUGUGAUGACUUCCCUCCUGGAAUACCUCCUCCAGAUACCAACACAACCUCCUAUUUAUGCGUUGAUCGGAACGGGUGCUGCAAUUUCACUUUAGUUCAAUCAGCUGUUGAUGCAGUUCCAGCUCUUAGCCAGAAACGAACAGUAAUAUGGAUCAACAAUGGAAUUUACUAUGAGAAAGUCACUGUUCCAAGCGCCAAACCGAACAUAACAUUCCAAGGACAAGGGUAUUUUUCGACUGCAAUAUCAUGGAAUGACACAGCGAAUUCAUCGCAUGGCACAUUUUAUAGUGGCUCCGUUCAAGUUUUUGGUGCCAACUUCAUUGCUAAGAAUAUAAGCUUCAUGAAUGUAGCUCCGAUUCCAAAACCCGGUGAUGUAGGAGCGCAAGCUGUGGCAAUUAGGGUAUCGGGGGACCAAUCUGCAUUUUGGGGUUGUGGAUUCUUUGGAGCUCAAGAUACCCUCCAUGAUGAUAAGGGACGCCAUUACUUUAGGGAUUGCUAUAUUCAGGGUUCCAUCGAUUUCAUCUUUGGCAAUGCAAGGUCAUUAUAUGAGAAUUGCCAAUUGGUUUCGAUGGCAAACCCGGUAGCCCCAGGAGCAAAGAUCAUUAAUGGAGCCCUAACAGCGCAUGGCAGAGCUUCAAAUGAAAACACUGGAUACUCAUUUGUGAACUGCAUUGUUGGAGGGUCUGGAAGGGUUUGGUUAGGUCGAGCAUGGAGGCCUUUCUCACGCGUGGUGUUCAUCAACACAACAAUGACUGACAUCAUAGCUCCAGAAGGCUGGAAUGAUUUCAAUGACCCAACAAGAGACCAGACUAUAUUCUAUGGAGAAUACAAUUGCUCAGGUGCAGGAGCUAAUUUGACCAUGCGGGCAUCUUAUGUACAGAAACUCAAUGACACUCAAGCUUCUCCUUUCCUUAAUGUGUCCUUCAUUGAUGGAAAUGAUUGGUUACAACCCAUGGAUGCUAACUAG